CCGUUUAUUCUCUGUUCAGGAUGACUUAUGACUUCCUUCAAGCAUGAAUUCAGCCAUCGAGUGCAGCGCAUUCCGUUUUUACAAGAGACUUACUGCAAUAACCCACUAUUUUCCUUAUAAAUCACUUUUGGCCGAUCCCAGCCAACGUUUUGCUUCUUCCAUCAAGUUUUCGUCAGUUUCUGGACCAAAUUCCUUCUCCUCUCUAGGAUAUUGCGCUGGAAGACGGUUUUGUAGCUAUACAAGGGGACAAAGUUUGUUCAGGGCAUCUUUUUGCACUAAAACGUCAUUCUCUACUUCUACUGGUUCAUCUCUCGUUUCUUGUACGGGUAAGCUCGGUAACACGCCAAAGAGGCUCUUCUCAUCCGCUUCUGAUGUUGAGAAAAUGACUGGCAUUCCGGACUGGGCUCACUCGUUUUUCCGCUACAAGGAAUACUCUGAAUUGGAGCUUUUUAGCCUCUCCCAGAUGACUAACGGGACUUCUGGUCACUUGUUCAAUGAUACUCUGGCGAAUAAUCCAGACUACAGCAUGAAGAUGUUCUUGAACGCUUCGGAUGUUUUGUUGGAUCCCGAAGCUGCACCUCAGGCUCCUUUUACACCAAAGACUCUCUCUAAGGAGGACAUCUUGAAGUUCCUCGCCAAUGGUGAACUGAGGACCACAAAGACACAGCUGAUUGCCGUUGUCAAUGUUGGAAAGGACUGCUGCGGACAUGCAGGUGUUUGGCAUGGAGGCGUCAUCAGCGCCAUCAUGGAUAACCUGUUUGGUUUGAUUGGAAACGUCAUCCUCCCAGUUGCUGCGACAAAGACCCUCAACAUACAAUUCAGGGCACCAAUUUUGGUUGGAAGCACUGUUGUAGCGGUCACAGAGUUUGACCCGGAAGGAAAGGACCUUGGCGGAAGGUUCACUGCAAAUGGAUCAAUCUUUGACAAGAGCGGAAAGGAAGUUGUAAGGGGAUCAUCAGAGCUCGUUGAUGUAUCCGGAAAAUGGAAAAAGUAAUGUGUUUCGUCUGAGAAUUCUUGCAUCCAUUCUACUCGAUUGGAUGACCUCGUUGUAUAUGGGUGUGGAGGCUCUU
Messenger RNA from Theileria equi strain WA, 1070 nucleotides. RefSeq lists its product as hypothetical. The coding region runs from base 44 to 994 and encodes 316 amino acids. The record is from RefSeq and is a predicted model, not a curated record. Lineage: Eukaryota; Apicomplexa; Aconoidasida; Piroplasmida; Theileriidae. The transcript has a single exon.